Messenger RNA from Bicyclus anynana (squinting bush brown), 1610 nucleotides. Its product is annotated as matrix metalloproteinase-2-like. The transcript has 7 exons. Lineage: Eukaryota; Metazoa; Arthropoda; Insecta; Lepidoptera; Nymphalidae. The coding region runs from base 77 to 1339 and encodes 420 amino acids. The record is from RefSeq and is a predicted model, not a curated record.
AUACGACUACUAUCGACUACGAAACAGUCUAGUAAAGAAAAGUAUUUAUGUCAACACGCUUUUACUAAAACAGAUUAUGCAUUUAUUAAUUUUAAUAACUGUUUUAUUGUCAACUUUAGGCAGUGUGAUGGGUGACCACUUAGUGGCAAACGCUGCUAGAGACAAUCUCGAGAGUGAGGACUCUACCAUCGAUAUCAUUGAGGGUAGCGUCGGUCCUGAAUACAAUGAAACGUGGGAGAACAUUCAAUACAACAAACCCAUACAAACCUCGCCAACUACGACAACCACGAGACAACCAUACAUUCAUCAACAUCACGCAAGACGACAUCGACCAAACACGCCAACAUAUCCCACGUACUACCCCAAAAAGCCCAUUCAUCCAGGCUGGUCUAACAAUCCGACUAACCCCGAUCAGUACACCACUACUGUAGAACAUCCAAGACGAACCAACUAUCGUUAUCCCAAACAAACAGAAACAACCACAAAUGCAACUACGAAUACAUAUCCACGAUUCCCCCACGCUCGACCUAAAUACCCUACGUCCCCACAACGGAUUUACCCCACUUAUCCUGGUCUUGACUAUCCAAAAAGAAAACCAUAUCCUGUGAAUACAACUACAAUUAAUCCACUGGAGACACUAUAUACUGAAAAACCCGAUACAUGUGAUACUACCUAUGAUGCUGUUACGCUUAUACGCGGAGAACUCUUCAUUUUCAAAAAUAGGUACUAUUGGAGGAUAGGCGCCAACGGUCCGUACCCCGGACACCCGAUUGAGAUAACAAAGAUGUGGGCAGCGUUACCGGAAAAUCUCACACACGUUGACGCUGUUUACGAAAGGCCAGACCGCAAAAUUGCUUUCUUCAUUGGCAAGAAGCUGUACUUGUUUGAUUCGCAAUACCUAAUACCGGGCUAUCCCAAAGACAUAGUUCAUCUUGGUCUACCCGAAGAUCUGGAGAAGUUAGACGGUGCAAUGGUCUGGGGGAACAAUGGUAAAACAUACUUCUAUAGUGGCAACAUGUACUGGAAAUUAGAUGAUGAAACAGGACGCAUAGAGUUAGACUAUCCUCGCGACAUGUUAAUGUGGAGAGGUGUCGGUUAUAAUAUUGACAGUGUGUUCCAAUGGAAGGACGGUAAAACCUAUUUCUUCAAAGGGAAAGGUUUUUGGAAAUUCGACGAUCUGAAAAUGCGCGUUCAAUACGAAAAGCCGCUCCCUUCGGCACAAUUCUGGAUGUCGUGCCCAGAAGAUUUACCUACUUGCGUAUUAUGUUUACCUAGUCUAGGUUUCCUAAAACAUAUUUUUAUGAAACUCAUUAAAAUUGUGUUGUACCUAUUUCCUUAAAAAUAAACAUAAACAGUAUAUUUUAUUUUUAACCGACUUCCAAAAAGGAGGAGGUUCUACGUUCGGCUGUAUGUAUGUUUUUUUCUAUGUAUGUCCAGCGAUAAUUUCGUCAUUUAUGGACCGAUUUUGAAAAUUCCUCCACCGCACCGCCUUCAAACUGAUCAGAAGGUUUCAUAGGUAAGAUGUUAUUUUUUGCUUUUUAGUUUAGGUUAAUUAUAGAGUUGGAAGUCGGUUGAAAUUUUUUAUUAAAAUUUUAUAAUUUAAACUAUCG